AUGAAGCUCAUCGUCAGUGGCGCCACCGGCUUCCUCGCCACCGAGGUCAUCCGCCAGAGCCUCCAAAGGCCCGAAAUCACCUCCGUCGUCGCCGUCAGCAGACGGCCGAUAACCGCCCCACAAGGAGCCGAUCCUUCCAAAUUGAAAAAUCUCGUCCUCAAGGACUUUAAUCAUUAUUCCGAAGCCGACAAAAGGAGCUUGCCGGGGCCAAAGGAUGCAUCUGAAUUGGGAAAUGGGGAGACUAACCGCCGCCGUCAAAUCGCUCGCGCCGGCGCCCUCCGUAGGACCAUCGGGCUUACUCCCACAAAGAUGUCGCAUUUGACCCCGGCCGACCACCGCCGCAUUUGCCUCGAUUACACUAUGGCCGGCAUCAAGGCUAUGCACGAGGCCGGCCCAGAAAAGCCCCUGCGCUUCGUCUACGUCAGCGGCUUCUCCAUCUCGCGAGAUGAGAAACAGCGCCAUUGGUUUGCCGAAGAAUACCUCAAGUUGAGGGGUGAGGUGGAGCGAUCCGUCAUCAAGUAUGCCGGUGAUAGCAACGGCGAUAUCGAGGCCAUGACCGUCAGGCCGGGUUUGAUCACCCCCAGGGGCGCCUUCUUUUCGAGGACCGCGAUGAAGGCGGUGGGCCUGCUAUCCCUCGGCUACUUCAAGGCUCUUUCCGUCGAGGAAAUUGCUGCGACCAUGAUUGAUCAGGUUGUGAACGGCAUUCAAAAAGAUCUGCUGAUGAAUAACGACCUCGCUACCAUGGGCCAAAAGCUUCUCGCAGAGCAGCAAAAGUGA
This is a messenger RNA of Parascedosporium putredinis, 777 nucleotides long. The record is from the annotation of a GenBank genome assembly. NCBI's taxonomy places the organism in Eukaryota, Fungi, Ascomycota, Sordariomycetes, Microascales, Microascaceae.